GCCCUGAAGAUGAGACGUUCUAUGGAGGUCGGGUCACUCAGAGAGCAGAGAGAGGCCAACAAGAUUUUACCAAGUGCUUCCAUACGUUAGCUGAUCGUACACUCAUUUAGUACAGGUCACGAUCGGACCAUUAGGGAAACACCCCAAAGAUCAGUCGUGACUCGGAUUGUACAGUCAAAAUCCAAGUGAUCGAUCUUUCCUGAAAGCUUUCCGCUGCGGGCCAACUUCUUGGCUUUUGAAAUUGCCAACUUCCUGGAAUCAUUACAGAAAUUCCUCUUUGGCUCCCCAAGCAUAAUUUGGACAUUUCGCUUGCCUGCCUAACUGAAUGGAGAAACUGACAUCCCUUUGGAACUCGACUACUCGCGUCUUCUUUGCUUCCACCACAAGAUCGCCACCCACUUGGCCACCAUCGGAAUAACCAAUAUCCCAUCCAUCCACUCACCCCUUCUCUCACCUGGGCUGUUCUUGCUUGGUUAUUGUGACACCUCCGAAAAGCAGAUCGUAAUGGAUUGGCUGUCGAAGGUAAGCCAGGCAGGCCUUUCACUCAUAUAAUGUACAAGACUGGAUAGACCCACUGCCCGCUCUGGCACCUAUAAAAGCUUUUCCGCGUGGGAGAGCCUCCUCAUUACCCUCUCAGCAAGUCACUCUAACGUAACCAUGAAGUACUUCAUUAUCUUCUUUACCGUUUUGGCUAUCGCCGCUUCGGAACAAACCAAGACUAACGAGGUCACCCCCACUGAGACGGUUGAGAACACUCCCGUCACCGGGACUAAUCCCGUGACUGUGGAUACUUCCAACUUGGGUGAUUCAGUCCAAGCAUUUGUUGAUUCUCGCCAGGUCUACGCCAGUCCGCAUUUGCCUGUUGUUCCCGUUUAUUUCCGUCAACUACCGGUUCAAAACCCGGUCCAAGCCGUUCCACAUCAAGUUCAACCCGUGCAACAGCCCGUUGUUCAAUACGUGCCUGUGGCCAUGGUAAUGCAGGACUCUGGACGGAUCAUUCCCUUUGGAGGAGGCGUGUCGGGCAAUGUCGGACCUUUAGGAGCAAGCGCCGGACUUGGUUAUACUCAGAACAAUGGAUUCGGAGCAGGAUUUGACUUUGGAUUGGGAAACAAGUACACCACUUAUGGAGCACAGCCGACGUACCAAACCUAUUACAACCCUCAACCUGUUUUUACUAACAACCCUCAACCAAUUUAUACCACAAACACCCCUCAGACCACUUAUACGACCAUCCCACAAUCUGCUACUACCUCAAGUUAUCAUUAUGGGUAUGGGAGAGCUUUGGAUUCCGUCAAUGCGCCCGCUGUCCAGUACAAGGCUCAUAAGCAACCUGUGGCUGUCCCAUAUUUCUACCGAGCUUAGAAAUUGAUGGCCUUGGCAAAAAACGGAUCUACCUCAACCUUGAGCAUUAUUGCAACAUUAUCGGUAUUACUUUCGCACGCUAUUUGUUUGUAAGGUAAAAUGUUUUGAAUAAUAAAAAGACUUGCAACAAA
Messenger RNA from Tigriopus californicus, 1493 nucleotides. RefSeq lists its product as uncharacterized. NCBI's taxonomy places the organism in Eukaryota, Metazoa, Arthropoda, Copepoda, Harpacticoida, Harpacticidae. The coding region runs from base 658 to 1362 and encodes 234 amino acids. The transcript is spliced from 4 exons. The record is from RefSeq and is a predicted model, not a curated record.